AUGCCCACUGCCCAGGCCCCGCUCAUCGCCUACACCCCCACGUGCCAUGAGACCCCCGCCCGCCCUCCACUCACCGCCUCGGCCUCACCCCGAAACCCUCUCCCCCCGGGGCCGGCGGGCAGCGCCGGCGGCGGCGGCGGCUGCGGAGCAUCCCAGUGCAACGUCAGCCUGAAGAAGCAGAGGAGCCGCAGCAUCCUCAGCUCCUUCUUCUGCUGCUUCCGUGAUUACAAUGUGGAGGCUCCGCCAGGCAGCAGCCCCGGUGUUCUUCCGCCGCUGGUGGAGGAGAACGGCGGGCUUCAGAAGGGUGACCAGAGGCAGAUCAUUCCCAUACCAAGUCCACCAGCUAAGUAUCUCCUUCCAGAGGUGACGGUGCUUGACUAUGGAAAGAAAUGUGUGGUCAUUGAUUUAGAUGAAACAUUGGUGCACAGUUCAUUUAAGCCUAUUAGUAAUGCUGAUUUUAUUGUUCCCGUUGAAAUCGAUGGAACUAUACAUCAGGUGUAUGUGCUGAAGCGGCCACAUGUGGACGAGUUCCUCCAGAGGAUGGGGCAGCUGUUUGAGUGUGUGCUCUUUACUGCCAGCUUGGCCAAGUACGCAGACCCUGUGGCUGACCUGCUGGACCGCUGGGGUGUGUUCCGGGCCCGGCUCUUCCGAGAAUCAUGUGUUUUCCAUCGAGGGAACUAUGUGAAAGACCUGAGUCGCCUUGGGCGGGAGCUGAGCAAAGUGAUCAUCGUGGACAAUUCUCCUGCCUCGUACAUCUUCCAUCCUGAGAAUGCAGUGCCUGUGCAGUCCUGGUUCGAUGACAUGACAGACACGGAGCUACUAGACCUCAUCCCCUUCUUUGAGGGCCUGAGCCAGGAAGACGACGUGUACAGCAUGCUGCACAGACUCUGCAGUAGGUAG
This is a messenger RNA of Lipotes vexillifer (Yangtze River dolphin), 900 nucleotides long. RefSeq names its product CTD small phosphatase like (gene CTDSPL). Gene Ontology annotation, molecular function: RNA polymerase II CTD heptapeptide repeat phosphatase activity. The transcript has 10 exons. Lineage: Eukaryota; Metazoa; Chordata; Mammalia; Artiodactyla; Lipotidae. The record is from RefSeq and is a predicted model, not a curated record. The coding region runs from base 1 to 900 and encodes 299 amino acids.